This is a messenger RNA of Salvia miltiorrhiza (redroot sage), 3030 nucleotides long. Its product is annotated as putative calcium-transporting ATPase 13, plasma membrane-type. The transcript has 2 exons. Gene Ontology annotation, cellular component: intracellular membrane-bounded organelle. NCBI's taxonomy places the organism in Eukaryota, Viridiplantae, Streptophyta, Magnoliopsida, Lamiales, Lamiaceae. The coding region runs from base 1 to 2904 and encodes 967 amino acids. The record is from RefSeq and is a predicted model, not a curated record. Gene Ontology annotation, molecular function: nucleotide binding; P-type calcium transporter activity.
AUGCACCAAAGGCCCGUUUCCUUACCCGAAUCCGCGCCGGAGGAAGACAGCAGCGGCGGCGUGGAGCUCGCGCCGAUGCUGAGGAAGCGCCACGUGCGGUGGCAAAAGCUUUCUAUAGUUCUACGCAGCAGCAGGGCCUUCUAUCAAGCAAGAAAGUACCAAGAUGCAUUCUUCACGACGUUUUCACGCUCCCCUUCUUACACAACAAUUGAUGUGGAAGAAGAGCAAGAAAGCUUCUCGAGGAUCGACGUAGCGAGGCUCUCUAAGCUCGUGAGAGAGAGAAACCAUGAGCAACUGGCUCGGUUUGGAGGGGUUCGAGGGUUGGCCUCUGAGCUCAAAACUGAUGUCGACAAGGGGAUUGAGUCUGAAGCUGAAGCUGUUUCCCUCCGCCGCCGAACUUUUGGUCCCAACACAAUUCAGAUGCCAUCUCCGAAGAUGUUAAGGAUUGUGCUGGAAAGCUUCAAAGACCCAAUCCUUGUUGUGUUAUUCCUGGCUGCUUCACUAUCCAUGGGUUUUGGAAUCAGAAAAGGGCUCAAUGGAGUCAUUGAUGGGCUAUCCAUAUAUGUCUCUAUACUCCUUGUAGUGGCUGCCAUUUCUUUCAGCAAUAUCUGGCCAACAAGACAACUCCACACACUCUCCAAAUCCAACAUCCUUACUGAUACCACCACUCUUGUCAUAAGAGACGAAACAGAGCAACAGAUUCCAGCAAACGAAGCUGUGGUGGGAGAUCUCAUUCACCUGCAGAUUGGGGAUCAAGUUCCAGCAGAUGGAUUGUACAUAAAAGGGAAUUCAUUUCAAGUAAAUGCAGAAAUUAGACCUGAUUAUGAUAACCCCUUCUUGCUGGCUGGAAGCAGAGUCACAAACGGUGAUGCUCGGAUGCUUGUCACUGCAGUGGGCACGGACACGAAAUGGGCGGAGAUGAUGAGCCCUGCUGAAGAUAAGACACCAUUACAAGUGAAGCUUCAUGAACUGACACAGAAUAUAGCCAAGAUUGGAUUAGGUGUUGCGUCAAUUGUCCUCGUGAUACAGCUGAUUAAAUACUUUACCGGGAAGAUGAAGGAUGGCAAUGGAGCAGCUUAUUAUAGUGCAAGCAAGAGCAUCAAUCAAGUCGGGCAGGACAUCGUUGGGAUUCUGGUCAUGCCGAUAGUUAUUGCAACAACUGCCAUUCCAGAAGGUUUACUACUCGCGGCCACAAUAACUCUUGCUUAUUCAACCAAGAGAAUGGCAGAUGAGAAGGCACUAGUCAGAAAUCUUGCAGCUUGUGAGGCAAUUGGAUCCAUUACAGUGAUCUGCAUCGACAGGAGCGGUGCCAUUUCAGACAAAUCACCCAAGGUGGAAGAGUUUUGGCUGGGGCAGGUGAAGUUUAAGCAGAAACCCCCACUGAUAGUUCUUCAACUAAUGCAUGAGGGAAUCGGUCUGAAUACAACCUCUGAAGCUUCAUCUGUUCUUGGCGAGCACCAAACUCAAAAGGCGAUUUGCACUUGGGCAAGUCAAGAACUGGGGAUGAAUCUAGAACAACUCAAGGAAAACUGUAGCAUGCUCGAUAUUGAAAGCCUCGACCAACAGAAGAAAGAUGGCUGCAUUUGGAUACAGAGAAACGGUGAUAACAGAGUACACAUUCACAUGAAAGGAUCAGUGGAUGAGAUUCUGGCUCUUUGCACUCAAUAUUAUGAAGAAGAUGGGGUAAUCAAAGAUAUCAGUGAAAAUGCGAGGGCAACAUUCAAGAGAAUUGUCCAGGAGAUGAAGAAUAAUGGCCUCAACUGCAUAGCGUAUGCACACGCAACUGUUUCAGGGCUCAACCAAGAAAAUUUCACAUUGAUAGGGUUUUUAGGUCUAAAGGAUGUGUUUCGGCACAACAUAAGCAAAGUUGUGAGAGAAUGCCAAGAAGCCAGAGUGCACGUCAAACUGAUCACAACAGAAGAUGUCCAGAAGGCAAAGAUAUCGGCUCUAGAAUGUGGCAUACUCAGUCCUAAUCAAACAGCAGUCACAGAUGCCAUCAUUGAAGGCGAAGAAUUUAGAAGCUUUACUGAUCAAGAGAGAUUGGAGAAGGCAGAAAAGUAUAGUGUGAUUGCUGGAGCCUCUACUUCAGACAAGCUUCUGCUGUUACAAUGCCUGAAAGAUUUCGGCCAUAUAGUAGGAGUUAUUGGAGGCGAUGAAGAACUUUUCGAGGAAGCUGGUGUGGGUUUCUAUCUUGGAAUCCAAGAAUCUUAUUCCGUGAAGGAAAAGUCAGAUAUUAUCAUCUUGGGUGAUAGUUUUGAUCCCAUAGAAAAAGCUAUGAAGUGGGGAAGAGGCGUAUACAACAACAUCCAGAUAUAUGCACAAUUCCAGCUCACAGCUACAACGGCCUCUCUGGUGACGGACUCUGUGACUACAAUUUUUUCAGGAGAACCCCCAGCAAUCAACAUAGUUACAUCCAUUUCAUCUGGUAAGAUUCCAUUUGCAGCUCUCCAACUACUGUGGGUAAAGUUGGUAGUAGGCACAUUAGUUGUUUUAGCUCUUUCAGUCGAUAAUCCUGCUGAAAGCCUUAUGCAAGAGAUGCCUGUAGAAAAAAGGGAACCAUUUAUAACCAACAUAUUAUGGAGGGACAUCAUAGGACAAGCUCUAUGCCAAAUCAUUAUCAUACUUACCAUACAGUUCGAGGGUGAAGCAACUUUCAAACUAAGUGGCACAGAAAAGGAUACUUUGAUUUUCAACAUCUUUGUCCUCUGCCAAAUCUUCACCAUAUUCAACACGGUUGUUAUUGUGGAGUUGUUGAAAAGGUUUGCAGAUACAGAGAGGCUCAACUGGAAGCAAUGGCGCGCAUGCAUCGAAAUUGCCAUGAUAUCUUGGCUGGUAGGUUGGUUAUUGAGAAGGAUACCUGUUCCUGAGAAGCCUUACUUCAGCUUUCUCUGUAGCCAAAAAUAACACCAAUGAUGCUUCAUUAGUUAUGUUUAGAUGAGAUCAUUUAAUCUUUUUGUUGAAGACCUUUAGCAUUUUUCCAGUCAUUGAUAGUUCAAUUAAUUUGAAAUAUAGAGAAGUGUAUUGUUAGUA